UAGAACUUGUUUAUGGCGUGAGUUUUAGACUGCACAACACCAGUGGAUGAGUGACUGAUUUGGACCAGGCUCAACCUCAGCGUCGAUGUUAUGGAGCAGUGACAUUUAUCUGCAGCAGUUUCACUUGCUGCGUCGCCUUCCUAGCUAAAAAGAAUCACAGCAAUUAAGAGUCACGAGAAACUGCCACUUCAGCUCGACAAGGCAUGGUUUGAAGCACACGUCAGGUGACGUCUUGCGCGUGUGGGCGUGUCGUCCCGAGCUUCUGUUCGCGCAUGCCUGCAUACUGUCGGCUAGCUGGAAAGUAAAAAAGUGCCUCGCGAAAAGGGUGCCGUUUUCUGUGGAUUGGGAACGCCAUGUUUGCAUAUCUAAUACAUGUCUAUCUUUGCCAAGCAACCAACAACAGCAUAUCUGUUGUUCGUUCAGUGACGGUUCCUUUUUAAAUCCCCGUGACGGCGUUGAAACUGGUUCCUUGUCUUGCCCUACUGCUCGGUGACCGCACGCUCGCGGAUUUUCGGUAAGACUGCGUUUUUCGGUUUGCGCAGUUUCCCAUUUUGAAUGUGUAGAUGACUGAGGACUUUAUGUAUUGUGCUGCGAAUGCGAACGUUAUUAUCCAUCGAGAAUUGACGCACAACACCCUGCAUUCAGCGCCUUCUCUCUGGUUUUCGCAGCACCGCCCAACUCGUCCUUGUGGCCCGUCCUCCACUUUCGUGGGUGCCCAUCCCAUGGCACUAUGCCACACGCCAUUUUCCCGCGGCUCACUGUGUUUCGAUCUUUGAGUGAAGAUGUGUUGCUCGCAUACAAAUAAUUGGGCAAGCAGUGAAGAAUGCUCAACAAGUUCGUGGCAAUCCACGAAAAAUACGGGGAGCUGAUGUGACUUGCAAAGGGGUGUGCGUUCACGGCAACCAGUUUUUGCGCAAUUAGGGGUCCCAAGAAGAUCGCUACCUCAUCUUAUCAACGCAAGUCCUUCGUGAAUGUGGUGAGGUGGGCUUUGACUUAACGGUUGUAGAGGUGUUUAGGGUGCCAGGCGCAUAACUCCAUAAUGUCUCCUGUUCACUCAACUCAAUCUCACCCUCGAGUGUCGUCGCAGAAGCCUCAAGCUCACGCGCCUGUUGGUACUUCUGCUUUGGUGUCGAGAGGGUCAGACUCACAGUGGCUUGCACGGGCCGUUUUUGGCGAUCAUGAACUGUUUCCGACUGCAUUUCCCUUUAUUGGAGGGUCGGAGGCUGUGACAGAAACACUAUCAAAUACAGAGGCCGAGGAAGCAAGCACACAUCUUCGGGAUUCUCUUAUGGUAGACGCUGGUUUCCAGUUCAGCUGUGAUCCCAUAUUGGCAACUCAGCCACCUCGUAGUGCUUGUAAGACAGAUGACGGAGAGCGUGGAUACAGACCGUCGGUGCGGCACGCCCAUUCAGACAACGGCCACCACGCGGUCUACCACCGCACUGAGGCGCCUUUGCGUUCCUACUCGCUUAUGGAUAUCGAAAAUGAUGCAUUUACAGGCAUUCAUGAAGAUGAUGUGGAGAACGCUAUGGGCCAUUGCUUGCGGAAUCUGCAGUUCGUCUUCAGUUUCCUGCUUCUGUGUUUGGGAACGUCGUUACUGCUUCAUUGGCCAGAUAUGAGGAAUACGUCCCCCCUACUGUUUUAUUAUAUCCUUGGAUGCAUGCUGGCGGAAGUCGUUCUCGUGUUCUGUCUUGCAUGUUUCAUGUGUCUCAUGGCAUGCCUCGUGGGGGAGGGCGGAGCUGCCUACGGCAGUGUUAUGUGCGGCCUCCUACACCGUGUGGCAGAGGGCGCAACCCACUACACGCUUACGGGUGUCGGGGCGUACACACUAUAUAACUUCAAUGAACUCGAAAGCACGCUAUUCCAGUCGGAGGAGCAUAUCCAGGAGAAGUUCAACUGGUUGCUGGUCUAUGUAGGAUGUGAGGUGGUUAUCUCUUUGCUGUAUUCUCUCCAAACCCUGGGGACCCUAUUCGGGAUUUUCAAGUUUGUUCUUGUCAAAAUCUACGCGAAGAUAACAGGAAGAGGAGAAGUGCAGUUUCAACAGGGCGACGCGCCCAUCAUCUACGCGUCUCUCGACCAGUAUCGCAGAGCACUGCCGACAAUGCGGAACCCCGUUGAUAUUGCAUUUGCAAGGCAUCAUCAGCGAAGCGCCCAAGCGAGCACGCCAAAGGAAGGUGAAGGGACCGUUGACGUAGAAAUGGGCGGAGUUGGCUCUUCCAGCCAAGACACUACUCGGAGUACACAACCUCUCCUUGUUAACCACACAUAAGUGAAGAGCCACGGGCGUAGGUGUACACGCAACUGUGCAGGCGACUUGCGGGCCACAUGUGGCGUCGAAUGGUGCUGAGUGUGCGCGGUGAGUGGCGAUUCAUCGUAUUUCAGUUGUUCCACCGUCAACCACCUGUCGUGGUACCGGCCGUUUCGGGCCAGUGUGUAUCUUGUUGAAGUGAAUUUGCACUCGUGGAGGCUUCUUGGGACGAACAAACUUGAGAAACAUUCGAUAAACGCAGCAGAAUGGGAAUCGGUUUGUCAAUUUCACCGAAAAAAAAGGGAAGCUGAUCUGAGGAAGUGGAGUGAACUACGCUACUCUGGAUUUUUUUUCAAAGAUGUGUUGCACUGCGCGUGGUCUGCGUAAGGAUUCAGGCUGGAGCCGAGCUAGCUUGUCUUCAGUUCUCAUCGGGCCGGUCCCGGCUAAACUCUCUCACGGUUCCGGCGCUUGCUCGCAUGCAUCAUUGCCCUGCUAUGUGAUUUCCUCGCAACCAGUCUUCUAAACACCCUUUUGGCGGUUUCCUUGCCAUCAGGACAACUUCAGUGGACAAAGCU
This is a messenger RNA of Toxoplasma gondii ME49, 2823 nucleotides long. RefSeq lists its product as hypothetical. NCBI's taxonomy places the organism in Eukaryota, Apicomplexa, Conoidasida, Eucoccidiorida, Sarcocystidae. The record is from RefSeq and is a predicted model, not a curated record. The transcript has a single exon. The coding region runs from base 1040 to 2269 and encodes 409 amino acids.